AUGGAUGAAGUUUUGAUAACUAUGCUGCUUGGAAGUUUUGCUUUAUCUGCAAACUGCUGUACAAGUCCAUUUGCGGGAGAUCAGUGCCAAUAUGAGUAUAAACUUUACAAACACGGUGAUCUAACCAGACCAGAGGCAAUUUCCCGCUGUUCAUCAGAAUUUGGUGGUGUUCUUGCUAAAGUGGACAAUGCAGUUGACAGCGCAUCUCUGCAGGUGAUCUUCAAUGCAAAUAGUAUGAGUUCUAGAAAGGCCUGGAUUGGUGCGGAACGGACAUCGGGAGGCAGCUGGGGCCAAUGGUAUCAUGAUGGAUCUCCAUUAACUUGGACUUAUUGGGAUUCCUCCCCUGAUAGCAGUUACAAAGUUUACGUGGAUGGUGGGAACAUGAGAUGGAGAGACGAGGACGCCGAUAAAACUGUUGAAGAUGUAGCUUGUAUGAUAGUUCAUGAUGAAACAACUGUACAAACAACCGAGCCAACAACUGUGCAAACCACCGAGCCAACAACUGUACAAACAACCGAGCCAACAACUGUACAAACAACCGGGCCAACAACUGUGCAAACAACCGAGCCAACAACUGUGCAAGCAACCGAACCAACCACCGAGCAGCCUUGCGUCCAGCAAAACAUAGAUACUCUGUCAUAUGCUUUAAAGAUGGAAAAUAAAGCGGUGAAUAAUCUCACAAAUGCCAUUGGUGGAGAAUUCACCACUCGGUCAAAGUUAGAAUGUGCAACGAAAUGUUUGAAAGUUCCAAAUUGUAGCUGCGAAGCUUUUAUAUUUAACAAAUCUGAUAAAUCGUGCACACUGUUAGAGUCUAAGAUUCCAGAAAAGAAAGAAGAUAUUGUGUAUGUAUAG
This is a messenger RNA of Owenia fusiformis, 852 nucleotides long. Lineage: Eukaryota; Metazoa; Annelida; Polychaeta; Sabellida; Oweniidae. The record is from the annotation of a GenBank genome assembly.